Messenger RNA from Penicillium riverlandense, 1908 nucleotides. Its product is annotated as tRNA adenylyltransferase. The record is from RefSeq and is a predicted model, not a curated record. The transcript has 2 exons. NCBI's taxonomy places the organism in Eukaryota, Fungi, Ascomycota, Eurotiomycetes, Eurotiales, Aspergillaceae. Gene Ontology annotation, biological process: tRNA 3'-terminal CCA addition. Bases 1 to 1908 code for a protein of 635 amino acids. Gene Ontology annotation, molecular function: ATP:3'-cytidine-cytidine-tRNA adenylyltransferase activity; RNA binding.
AUGCCCCGGCUGUCCUCUCUACGUCCCUUUCUUGAGGCCUGUCGCCCGCCCUGCAAUACUCCACCUGCCCGCGUCCCCCCACCGAGAGCAGUUCUUUUGCGACAGAGAGCUACGCCGACACUCACCACCCUCCGUCCUUGCAUUCCUUGUCGCUCUCUCAUGAAUGGCCGCAAACGAGAUCCUCAUUCUUUAGAGCGAGUCACCAAGAGACGACGCAUUUCCCCCUCCCCCGCGCGGGAUAGCUCCUCCGACGCAAUGAAUCACACCAUCUCCACGAUCGAGCUCACUCCACUGGAGAGCACCCUGCGUACCCUCCUCCUUGACGUCGCACAGUACAUCCGAGACCAAGAAAUUGUCGAAGGAGGGAGCGAUGUGAGGAAUCAUCCAGACACCGUGUUGCGCUUCACCGGCGGCUGGGUUAGAGACAAGCUGCUCGGAGUGGACAGCCAUGACAUCGACGUCGGGAUCAGCAGCAUGACUGGUUACCAGUUCGGCAUGGCGCUGAAGCAGUACCUGGAUGACCCGCAAAACCUGGAAAAGUACAAACAGAGCCUCCCAGAGGGCAAGAUGCACGAUGCGAUUGUGAGCCUCCACAAAAUCGAGGCCAACCCGGAGAAGUCCAAGCACCUGGAGACGGUCACGACGAAGAUCUUUGGCCUGGAUAUUGACCUGGUCAAUCUACGAAAAGAGACAUACUCGGAGGAAAGCCGGAAUCCGCAGAUGGAGUUUGGCACCGCAACCGAGGACGCGUUGCGGCGAGAUGCGACGAUCAAUGCGCUUUUCUACAAUCUCAACGAGUCGCGGCUGGAGGACUUGACAGGGCACGGGCUGGAGGACAUGCAAAAUAGGCUCAUUCGAACGCCGAUGGAACCAUACCAGACAUUCAGGGACGACCCGCUGCGUGUGCUUCGGUUGGUCCGGUUCGCGAGCAGACUGGGGUACCAAAUUGACCCCGAGACGGAAAGGGCGAUGCAGAAUGAGGAUAUCAGGGUGGCAUUGAGGCUCAAAAUUAGCAAGGAGCGUGUUGCAAAUGAGCUGGAGAAGAUGCUGAAAGGUGAGGAAGCUGGAUUCCGUACCGUAGUUGCUUUUUCUGACCUGCUGGCAGGCCCCGACCCUCGUGGUGCGCUUCAAUUUAUCGACCGACUGGAUCUUUAUCAUACAAUUUUUGCAAACCACCAAGACGGAGUCGCUGUUGAUACAAGGACGUGGUCUCUGGCGUACAACGCGCUCGCUCGGUUCCUCCACCCAGAGAUUGAGGAGAGCAGUGAAGUCCGCGCAGCUACAGAACGCGUCCGGCGGAUCCUGGUGCGCGAUGAAGGAACCGUGUACUAUGCAUGGGUCGGCGCAGCGUUUACUCCGUGGAUCUCUAUCCCUGAACGGCAGGGGACGGGAGCAAAGGCCAAAAACGUGGCGCCACGAGCGGUUGAAGUUGCCCGAGAAAGUCUGCGCAUGGAUAACAAGACACUCACUAUCUUGCGCGAUGCCUCACGGAACUAUGAGGGAAUCAUCGCGACCAAGUCCUGUCUACUCGACAACAGCAUAAGCGGCUCGCCGGCAGAGAUCCGACAACAGAUUGGAUUGCUGAUACGGUCGUGGGGCAAGGACUGGCGGAUCUGCGUGCUGCUGGCCCUGCUACAGGAAAUCAUGGAAGGGCACGAUCUUACCGUACUGGUGCACGAGUACGACCGGUUCCUAGCGUACAUAGUAGACCAAGACCUAGAAGACGUAUGCGAGUUGAAACCCAUUGUAAAUGGCGACGAGAUCAUGAAGGCGCUGGAGGCCAAAAAAGGCCCGUGGAUGAGCAAGGCGCUCACGGUGGUGAUGAAUGUGCAGUUGUUGCGGCCGGGGAUCAGCAAGGAACAGGCCCUGGACGAAGUGCGACGGCAGCGGGCCGAGUUGGGCUUGUAG